This is a messenger RNA of Colletotrichum destructivum, 1252 nucleotides long. Its product is annotated as Putative NmrA-like domain, NAD(P)-binding domain superfamily. Lineage: Eukaryota; Fungi; Ascomycota; Sordariomycetes; Glomerellales; Glomerellaceae. The record is from RefSeq and is a predicted model, not a curated record. The transcript is spliced from 2 exons. Bases 341 to 1252 code for a protein of 303 amino acids.
AGAACACCCCAUCUCACUAUGUCGUGUGGGGCUAACAGUUGACGUUCUACAUCUGGACACAAUUUGAUUACCAUGUCUUAGUUCUCUGCUCUCACUUUCUGCCCAGCGGGAUUUUCGAUCGAAACCAUUCACCGGGAAUAUACAUCGCACGAGGUUUCGACUUAUAUUUCAAAGAAGUACUUAAGUUGUUUCAUGUCCGUUGGUUUUUGGAACUUGUUACCCAUAUAGGCUUUCCCAAUCACUCUCUAUACCAUACCAUUCAACUGCUACGUGCAUCGGUUGAAUUUCUUGCAGAUUACAAAAAAAAAAAAUUUUGGAAAAAGUUCUCAACUUGUCAAAAAUGGCUUACCAAAAAAUUCUUCUCCUCGGAUCUACCGGAAGCCUCGGCACCAAGGUUCUCGAGGCUCUUAUUGCUAACGGUAGCUUUGAGGUUGCUGUGCUUCUUCGUAAAGCCCUGCCGGAGACUCCAUCGGGUGUCAAGGCGACCGUGGUGGAUUUCGACUCUGCCGAUGCCUUAACCGCCUCCAUGAGGGGACAAGACGUUGUCAUCGAUGCAACUGCGGCAGCAGACCCCCAGGUAUCCAUACGCCUGAUGGAUGCCGCGGCCAGCGCCGGCGUCAAGCGCUUCAUCCCCUCCGAGUUCGGCAUCGACUAUACAAAUCGCAAAGUACGGUCGCUGCCGGUAUUCCAAGGAAAGGACGCCGCAAUGCAGCAUCUUCAGAAGCUUGCGGACGAUGGCAGGCUCUCCUUCACAGCGAUCUCGAACUAUGCCUUUUUGGACUGGGGUCUCUGGACGGGCUUCUUGAACAUCGAUUUGGCGAACAAAAAGGUGGACCUGAUGAACGACGGCAGCGUCCGGAUGUAUUGCACCGUUCUUUCCUCUGUGGCAACCGCAGUUGUCACCUCCAUCCUCAAGUCGGAAGAGACGAAGAACCGCGUCUGUUGUAUCUACAACGUCCACAAGAGCCAGGCGGAGUUAGCGGCUUUGGCGCAGGAAGCCUUGGGUGCUGAGGGUUGGCAGACGACGAGCACGGAUAUGGACAAGGCUUUCGACAAUGCGCGCGCGAAGUGGUCUUCCGGCCACAUCUCACCCCAAGUCGCCGGCGACAUAAUUCGUUACGCGGCCUCGACUCCAGGAUUUGUCGAGAUCCUCGAGCACGAUGACAACGAUCUUCUUAACGUCGGUCCUCUGACCGACGAAGAGUUGAAGCAGGUCAUCAAGGAAGUCUACCUGCAGGUCAAGGCGACCUGA